Aureobasidium pullulans EXF-150 is the source of this 2353-nucleotide messenger RNA. RefSeq names its product putative AP-2 adaptor complex subunit beta. The transcript has 2 exons. The record is from RefSeq and is a predicted model, not a curated record. Gene Ontology annotation, cellular component: membrane coat. Lineage: Eukaryota; Fungi; Ascomycota; Dothideomycetes; Dothideales; Saccotheciaceae. Gene Ontology annotation, biological process: intracellular protein transport; vesicle-mediated transport. Gene Ontology annotation, molecular function: clathrin binding. Bases 130 to 2280 code for a protein of 716 amino acids.
CUGCCGACGAGCUUCGGGAUUGGUCCAUACCAGACGUCCAGGAUAUCACCGCCAUAAUGAGUGCAGGAAAUCAGGAUGCGAAGCUCUUUGCUAGAGUGAGUCUCUCCAAACUCUAUCUCACCAGUCGCCAUGUUUGCACCCCUCUUUCUACACGAUCCAUACUUACCGGCGCAUCGCUCUCAACAGGGCAAAGUCGCCGAACUACGACAAGAACUACAAGCCACCGGAGGAAAGAAGGACAAGGGUCACCUCGGCAAGAAGAUUGCUCUCAAGAAGAUCGUUGCCAACAUGACCAUGAGCAACAACGAUAUGAUCGCCCUGUUCCCCGAUGUCAUCCAAGUCAUGGGCCUCGCCAGUCUGGAAAUCAAGAAGAUGUGCUUCCUAUACCUUGUGCACUAUGCGAGGAUAAAACCCGAGAUUGCUCUCAAGGCUUUGCCGCAUCUUGUUCAAGACAUGGAAGACACAAACCCUCUAGUACGAGCCCUCGCCCUACGAACAAUGUCGUAUAUACACGUCCGAGAAUUUGUCGAAGCCGCCGUUACCCCCACCAAACACCUGCUAAGAGACGCCGAUCCCUAUGUCCGCAAAACCGCUUGUUUCUGUGUCGCCAAACUUUACGACCACGACAAGACUCUGGUCGAGAACUCGGAUUUGAUCACUGGACUGAACAACAUGCUGAGAGAUGAAAAUCCGACUGUCGUUUCCAGCGCAUUGGCUUCUUUGACAGACAUCUGGGAGAGAAGCGAGUCCAUCAAGCUCACCAUUGACUACAACAGUGCCUCAAAGAUUGCUUCUAUCCUUGCAGAGACAUCCGAAUGGAACCAGACGUACAUCCUAGAAGCCCUCAUGAACUUUGUUCCGCAAGACUCUGGCCAGGCUUCAAUGUUGGCCGAGCGCAUCACUCCUCGCCUUUCACACACAAACUCCGCAGUUGUGCUAGGAUGUAUUCGUCUCAUUCUCUACCUCAUGAACUACAUUGCAGAUGAGAAGAUCAUCACAGCUUUGAUGAACAAACUAUCCCCGCCGCUUGUGACGUUACUCUCCAAGGGCCAUGAGAUUCAAUACCUGGCCUUGCGAAACGCCCUUCUCAUCUUGCAAAGGAGACCGGACAUUCUGAAGAACGACAUCCGCGUUUUCUUCUGCAAGUACAAUGACCCUAUCUACGUCAAGGUCACCAAGCUCGAACUCAUCUUCAUGCUUGCCACUCAGGACAAUAUCAAAGAAGUUUUGGCAGAGCUGAGAGAGUACGCGACCGAAAUUGACAUUCACUUCGUACGAAAGUCAGUGCGCGCUAUCGGAAAGCUGGCCAUCAAGAUCGAACCUGCGGCAAGACUUUGCAUCAACACACUCUUGGAACUUGUCGCGACCAAGGUUUCAUACAUUGUGCAAGAAGCGACGGUAGUCAUUCGCAACAUCUUCCGCAAAUACCCGAACCAGUACGAAUCGAUUAUCAGCACGCUAUGUGAGAACCUGGACUCUUUGGACGAACCCGAGGCAAAGGCUGCCAUGAUCUGGAUCAUUGGACAAUACGCAGACAGAAUUGACAACAGUGAUGUUCUUCUGGACGACUUCUUGUACACGUUUGCCGACGAGCCUCACGAGGUGCAGCUGGCUCUUCUGACAGCAACGGUCAAGUUGUUUAUUCAAAGACCAAAGAAGGGACAAGAGCUUGUACCAAAGGUCUUGAAGUGGGCCACCGAAGAGACAGAUAACCCCGAUCUUCGAGAUCGAGGAUACAUGUACUGGCGUCUGCUAUCUUCAGACCCAGUAGCGGCAAAGCAAGUUGUGAUGGGAGAGAAGCCUCCAAUCACAGCAGAGACGGAAAAACUGGAUCCAUUCACCUUGCAAGAAAUGUGCUUGGUGGUUGGAUCUCUUGCGACCAUCUAUCUGAAGCCCAUCAAGUCUGUGUUCCGCUCUGCUCGACCACGCAUUGUUCCAGAAAGUCCGGCACUCCAGAAGCACAGACUUCCCAGUCACCAGGCCAUGUUGGAUGCACAAAAGCACUGGAAAGACAUGACUUCGAUGAGCGGAGGACAGCCACGACAGAAUGGCAACGCUGCUAACGGCGACCUUGCAGCAGCUGUCGACGCAGCAGACAUGUACUUCUCCAACAUUGGCACUCAGCAGAUGGCAAACAUGAGUCUGAACGACGAUGGAUAUGCCACUUCACCGAUUACAGCAGGAGGGGCUCAGACCAUGUUCGUUGUGAAUCAGAACCAACCACAGCAAGUCUAUCAGCCUACUGUAGGCAAUGGUAAUGGCGACCUUUUGAGCUUCUAGAUAAUGACAUAGAAUAAGCAUUGUCAUGUUUAAUGUACAUAUUUUUCAAUCCUCGUAUGGUUUCGCUCUUGCU